Phasianus colchicus (ring-necked pheasant) is the source of this 1022-nucleotide messenger RNA. Lineage: Eukaryota; Metazoa; Chordata; Aves; Galliformes; Phasianidae. The record is from RefSeq and is a predicted model, not a curated record.
AUGCGGCACACCAGAGCAGAACAAGAAUACAAAGAAGUUAAGGAAGCACUUGUGCAGACCGAGAGGUCAUUCCUUUUGUCUGAAAUGGCUAAGGAGAAUUAUCCUUCACUAACUGAAGUUGUAAAACAAGUUGCUGAGCAGCAGCAUUUACAGUCAUCAGAGAUAGAAAAAAACAAAAUCAUUCUUUUCCAAUUGCAGGUUAGAUAUCAGGAACUAGAAAAAGAAAUGGAUUCUAUUAUGUUAGAAAUGAAGAAAACAGAAAGGGAAAUAUAUCUGCAAGAUGAUGCCAUAGGAGUGACAAAGUAUCACUGCGAAAACCUAGAAGCUGAAGUCAGAGCUCUGUAUUCUGAAAAUAUGAAGCUGAGGUUUGAUACAGAAAUAAUACAGGAAGAAUAUGAGAUGACAUCUGCAAGAAAUAGUAAAUAUCGGGAAAAAAUAAAAGCUCAUAAAAGUCUCUUUCGGGAGAUGGAAAGUAAAAUGCCUAUUGUGAUUGAGCUUGCUGAAAAGAAAGCUAUUGUUACUGAGCUGAGAGCAAAGAAAGAAGAGUUAAUGAGUGACCUCCAGAAUCCAGAAGGCUCUGCUAUAAAGCAAAUGCAGGAAGAAAUUGCACUUAUAAAACAGGAAAUCACAACAGUGAAGGAUUUCAUCAAUAAAAAAACAGAUUUGCUGGAAGAAAUUAAAAAAGCUCAUGCUAAGCUUAGAAAAGAAAUUGAGGUACAGAAUAAAAGAUACGAUGCUAUUCUGAAACGUUUGCACUGUCAGCUGAACAAACUGCAUUCAAAUAAAAGACAAUGGCACUGGAACAUUCAGCAGAUGGAGAAAAAGGCAGAAGAACUCAGGAAGAGUCUUGGAGAAGUGGAGUUUCAGAUUAGCAUCUAAAACAACCUAAUGAAGCUAUAAUGCAAUACAGUCUGGGUAAUCUUUUCCAGGCAGGUUUUUUUUUUGUUAUUUGGUUGUUGGUUGGGGUUGUUUUGUUGUUGUUGUUAAAAUACUACAAACAGUAAAGUAGCCCAAUACCUGCG